UCCCAACCAAACAACCCGAGACCCACGAAACCAGAGCCUCACCGCAGCGCGACUUCCCCCUCUCCGUCCCAACUACCGCAAUCUUUAACGACGUCAACGAAGCGAUUCCUUACAGACCACUCAUCUCCUAUCUCCCGACCGGCGGGGCUAAACUCCCCAAUCCAACCAUCUUACCAUCCCCCCACCACACACGCAGUCGUUGAACCCCCCAAAGUAAACAAACAACAUAGACGAAAAGCCGCCAACACCAACACCAACACAACUACAAUCACAACCACAACCAAAAUGGCCCACAACGGAGCAACCUACGCAGACUGCGUCGCCUCCCUCCGCUCCUCCCUCGACUUCCUCUCCUCCUCCGUCGCCGCCCUCGACGCCGGCGUCUCCGACCUUCCCCGCGUCGCCUCCGUCCUCCGCCCGACCCGUCACUUCGAGCUGAUCCCCCAGCCCACCCUCGCCGCCGCCGAGGCCUCCCUGCGCGACGAGAUCGGGCCCCAGAUCGCCCUGCUCCUUGACCGCGCCGACGCCCAGAUCGCCCGCCGCGAGAGGCGCAUCGAGACCCUCCAGGCCCGUUGCGAACUGCUUCAGGGCCGCCUGGCCCGGCCCGAGGCUGACGACGACGACGAAAAUAACGGCGGCGGCGGCGGCGGCGCCACCAAGAAGUACAAGAAUAGCAGGGGGGACGCGAAAAGAAAGCCGCUGGGUGGGGAGAGGGCCUUGAGAGCGAGGGCCGUGAGGCAGAGGAGGGAAGGGCUGGAGUAUAGCGUCGAGAGGCUCGAGCUGGAGGUCCUGACCAAGGAGCGGGAACUGAGAAAGAGGCUGGACAAGGCAUAGG
Colletotrichum destructivum is the source of this 835-nucleotide messenger RNA. RefSeq names its product Putative DASH complex subunit Spc19 protein. The coding region runs from base 286 to 834 and encodes 182 amino acids. Gene Ontology annotation, cellular component: spindle microtubule; DASH complex. Lineage: Eukaryota; Fungi; Ascomycota; Sordariomycetes; Glomerellales; Glomerellaceae. The record is from RefSeq and is a predicted model, not a curated record. Gene Ontology annotation, biological process: attachment of spindle microtubules to kinetochore. The transcript has a single exon.